AUGGCGACUAGCUCCGAGCGCAGUCCUCCUCCUUUCCCAGAUUCGGAGGAGCAAGACAUUUUACAGGACACGGAGGAUGAAAUAGGACAGCAACAGCAAAGAGACAGCGACUACGGGGAAGACGAAGAUGACGAGCUGUUCAUGAGUACUAUCAGUGAUCCACCCGACACAGACACUACCCCCGCCGUCACCAGUCAAAACACAGACCCUUCGCUCGAGUCUCCCAUUGACGAUCCAAUGAUGGAGCUUGUGAGCGAGCCAUCUGACAGCAAACCGGCAGCCGAUGUCCUUAGCGAGCCUUCCGAUGAGUUUGAAGACUUGUCAAACACCGAAUCUGACACAAACGAUGAUCCCAUGGCAAAAACCGACACCACUGAUGACUUCUUUGACCUUUUGGGAAGCGAGAGUGAAAGCAAAAAGGCUGUGGCACAGAUGGAAGUCACGCAUACAGCAGAGAUUCAACUGGAAAAAGAGGUUACACCAGCUCUUGUUGAUGUUAUGCUGGAUUUUUCUCUCCCAGAGACGAAAUUGGAGGACACUGUGGUUGUUUUGGGAAGCGAUUCAAAUGCCAAAUCUGAUCUUUCAGUCCCCGAGACCAGACCUGUGGAACCAUUGCUCGAUUCUCCCCUGAAAGUUGAAGCCAAAAUGCAAAAUGCAGCUGUAGUAGAUCUAUUUGGGGAUGACGAAGAGGGCAGUGAUCUUUUCGCGGAGCCCAAAUUGUCCAAAGCUUCCAAGCUUCCACAGAAAAGCUUGUUUGAGGAAGUGGACAAUAAUUUAUUUCCUGAACCUUUGGGCGCAAAUGACAAGAAACCAGUGACUGUUUCAGUGCCAGUAGGCCUGGAACCAAAAGCGAUCGUGACCAAAGCAGAAGUUGAGGUGAGGAGUAAAGCAUCAGUCCUUACAGAGCCCGAUGACUUUUUCUCAGAGGAGACCAUGGUGACGGAGUCGGCCCAAAAGAUGCAGAGCGGAACCACGUCCAAAACAAACGGGCUUCAGGAAGAGGAGGGGGACAUAUUUGCAGAAGCCACAGUGGAGCUCUCUCUGGACAGCCCCCGAAAUGAGAGAAAGAGAGAGCCGUCUAAACCCUCUCCUCCGACAGCCCUGUCUGCAGCUGCUGGUCUGAGUCCUCCUGAGGCUCUGGAGGAGUUAGAAGAAGAGGAAGAAGACGACGACAAGUUUGAGAUUCAAGUUUCGGUCAAAGCACCGGAGAAAGUCGGAGAUGGGAUGACCGCGUACAUGGCCUACAAAGUGUUCACACAGACUAGUCUGGCCAUGUUUCGGAACCCCACGUUCUCAGUCAGACGGCGCUACAGUGACUUUUUGGGACUUUACGAAAAACUGUCAGAAAAACACGGCCCGAAUGGCUACAUCGUCCCUCCUCCACCGGAGAAGAACUUGCUUGGAAUGACAAAAGUGAAAGUUGGGAAGGAGGACUCUUCAUCUGUGGACUUUCUGGAGAGACGGAGAGGAGCUUUGGAAAGAUAUUUGCAGAGAGUAGUUUGUCACCCCACACUGCUCCAAGACCCGGACGUGCGAGAGUUUCUGGAACGAGAGGAGCUGCCCAGAGCAGUGAACACUCAGGCGCUGAGCGGAGCCGGAUUCCUCAAAAUGAUAAACAGAGCAACAGACGCCGUCAGCAAGAUGACCAUCAAGAUGAACGAGUCGGACGUGUGGUUUGAGGACAAGCUUCAGGAAGUGGAGUCCUCAGAUCAACAGUUCCGGAAGCUUCACGCUCUUGUUGAGUCUUUGGUCCUUCACAGAAAAGAGCUGUCCACAAACACAGCAAGUUUUGCCAAGAGCACGGCAAUGCUGGGCAGCGCGGAGGACAACACGGCCCUGUCCCGCGCCCUGUCGCAGCUGUCCGAGGUGGAGGACAAGAUGGAGCAGCUGCACCAGGACCAGGCCUCCAACGACGCCUUUGGGCUCGCCGAGCACAUCGCCGACUUCAUCAGACUGCUGGGAGCCAUCAGGGGCUCCUUCGACCACCGAAUGAAGGCGUGGCAGCGGUGGCAGGACGCUCAGUCCAUGCUGCAGAAAAAGAGGGAGGCAGAGGCUAAACUGCUUUGGGCCAACAAACCCGACAAGCUGCAGCUCGCCAAAGAGGAGAUUGCUGAGUGGGAGGCCAAAGUCACGCAGUACGAGAGGGAGUUUGAGCGAGUGUCAGCCACGGUGCGCAAGGAAGUCCUGCAUUUUGAGAAAGAGCGAACACAGAACUUUAAACGUCAAAUAAUGAAAUAUCUGGAAUCUCUGCUUCGGUCGCAGCAUCAGCUGAUAAAAUACUGGGAGGCCUUUUUACCCGAAGCAAAAGCGAUCGCCUGA
Messenger RNA from Knipowitschia caucasica, 2319 nucleotides. The record is from the annotation of a GenBank genome assembly. NCBI's taxonomy places the organism in Eukaryota, Metazoa, Chordata, Actinopteri, Gobiiformes, Gobiidae.